AUGAGGGCCUUAGCACUACAUACCGCUGCCGAAAGGGGUAGUCCACCAUCGUGGAGUUGGGUACCGGAGUGCAAAGACGACGGUUCAUACGAGAAAAUCCAAUGUCGUGGAUCGGAGAAAGUUUGCUGGUGUGUGGACGAAGCUGGCAAUGAAAUUCCCGGGACUCGGUCGACGAAUUCGACGCCAUCUUGCGACGCCCCCGCGCAAUGUCCCGACCCGGGCUGCAACGAAGAAGAAGUAUGUGCUCAUGGCAGACAACUUGAUGAUAAAGGCUGCCCCACGUGCGCGUGUCGCGAUCCCUGCGCUGAGGCGAAGUGCCGUGAAGAUGAAAUUUGCGAGCUGGUGAAUUUGAAUUGCGAGCAAGGCGAGGCGUGUCCGGCGCUGGGUCGUUGCGCGCCGGCGCCGCAGUGCCCGGACGGCGGCGAGGCGCUCCGCGCGCCCGGUGACGUCACGCCGCUGACGUGCGGGCCCAGCGCCGCCGCCUGCCCCGCCACACACGCGUGCCGCUACGCGCCGCACGACCCGCGCCCCGCCGUCUGCUGCCCCAAGCCCAGGACGGUUUGUUUCGAGAGCAAGGACGAAGGUAUCUGCCAGCCGGGCGCCGGCGCCAGCCUGAACGCGAGCCGCUGGUACUUCAAUGCGGCGCGCAACCGAUGCGAGCGCUUCACGUACGGCGGCUGCUCGAGCAACCACAACAACUUCCGCACCAAGGACGAGUGCAACGCCGUCUGCCCAGUGGACGAGAUAACAACGAAAUUAACGAAUAAGAAGACCCAAGGAAUUAUUAUAGAAACUGAAGUUCUGACCCCGUGUGAACGUCUUCGGGAGAAGAACGAAGCAGCAGCACAGAAGUACGGCAAAGGCACGUUCAUACCAAGUUGCGACGCCAGCGGAGCUUGGGAGUCCGUGCAGUGCAUGUCACAUAUCGACGUGUGCUGGUGCGUGAGCGCGCACGGCGAGCCGCAGCGGGGGUCGCUGGUGCGCGGCGCGCGGCCGGCCUGCAACUUCCGGCAGGCACGCCGCUGGCGGCCCCGCGACCCCGACGACGAGCGUGCGAGAGCCGACGAAGUCUUGGAAGAGCUCAUCAGACAAAUGACAUCAUACCGGGUAGACGAAUUCGAGGAGGAAGACGAUGAACAUACUGAAGACAAUAUUGACUUAGAGCCACAAAGCAGAGAAACAGCAACUGACGUUUCCGAAAGCGCCGUGUUGGUGUCGGAGGUCGUUGAACCCAGAGUAUCACAGACUACGAGAGCGAAUGACAAGCAACUAGAAAUUGCCACAGAUCAAAUAGUUUUCAAAACGAAAUGUCAAGUUUUAUUAGAGGAAGCGGAGAAAGCAGGUGACAAAAGCAUGCGGCCGCGCUGCCAGGCAGACGGUGCGUUCGCGGCACGGCAGUGCGCACGCGGCCGCUGCUGGUGCGUGGACGCGGCCGGACAGCGCCGCGCGCACGUGCACGUUGCAGACGCACCCGCACCGGACACCUGCGAGGAGACUCAAAUCGAAUCAGCCUUAUUGGAGCUGGAGCUUGUCGGUGCUAGCAUCGAAGACGGUGAAAAGGCCCGAGGUGCUCUAUCAGCGAGAUUAACAGCGCUCGGAGCAAGAGUUCCAGUGACAAUAGUCAAAGAACAGGGCGUAAUAAAGCUGCGCGCUCUACUGAGCGGUCCACGAGCAGCUGACAUGGCUUUUCAUCUGGAGAAUAUGGUUAAAAAAGAAAAACUGACGGGCGCUCGAAAAUCGGAAGCCGGUGUUAUUGGUGCCGAUGUGAUCCGCAGUGAAUACCGUUUAGCAGUACCGACGACGAUAUCACAACAGCGCGAAAUCGUCACCGAGUCUACCGUAUCGGCAGCUACAUCCUACCACACGGCUCUCAUUGUUCUAGCUGCCACGUCUGCAUUUAUUAUUAGUGUACUUUGCGUGUUGGUGAUGCUGUAUCGCGCUAGACUGCAAAGAGAGCCUCAAAAAGCAGAACGUUUCCUCCCACCGGCUCCUCCAGUGUACGUCCUCUCAGCGGACGAAAAAGCUGAACUGGCGAGGGCUUUACACGUUCAAAAUAAUCCAUCGAAUGAUGAUUCGAAAGUUUAA
Molecule: messenger RNA, 2085 nt
Organism: Parnassius apollo (apollo)
Lineage: Eukaryota; Metazoa; Arthropoda; Insecta; Lepidoptera; Papilionidae
Source: the annotation of a GenBank genome assembly